Molecule: messenger RNA, 2862 nt
Organism: Geodia barretti
Lineage: Eukaryota; Metazoa; Porifera; Demospongiae; Tetractinellida; Geodiidae
Source: the annotation of a GenBank genome assembly
ACAGAUGUUGUAGGUGGGGCUCCUUUCUGCGACCUCUCUGAUUCACGCCCAACCCUGGCCCUAGUUGUAGUUUUGCUGAGUGCCUCACCGUCUGAAGACUUUUGACCAUGGGAGACAAGAAGAUCGUGGGCAUAUUGCCCAACCAGUACGUCCACGUUCUGGAUCUGAACACGAACAUAACGGUGCUGGAGGUGGGACCGCAGAACCUCAUCAUGCAGGACAACCACAAACUGGUGGCCGGGCCCCUCCCCUUUGUUACCAUCCCUCCAGGCCACUAUGCUGUGGUUGUCAACCCCAUUGACAUGACCAAGUGUAAAGGUGGAGGGAAAGUUGUACGAGCUCUCAUUUGGCCACCAAGAAGUACGUCUUCAUGGGGAGCCAUUCCCUCUGUACCCCGGGGAAGAGCUCGAGGGAGCUCCUCCAAAAGACUUCUCGCGAGCGGUUAAGGCUCUACCGCACGUAAAGGCAGACCACGGCCUUCAUCUGAGAGCCCUGGCCACCAUUGACAAAGAUGAAUCUGGGGCGAAGAGGACCGAGAGAGAAGAGUGGCAGCUCCGUGGGCCUCUCACCUACAUCCCCUGCCCGGGAGUCGUGGAGGUGGUUCGUGCGAUGUCUCCCCAUAUCAUCAGUCCCGGGCACGCUCUGCGACUGAGGGCCACUCAGGUCCUCCAGACAUCCAGUGGGGAGACGAGAGCCACUGGGGAAGAGUGGCUGGUCAGAGAUGUGGGUGCCUACCUGCCUGGGGUUUUUGAAGAGGUGGUAAGCAUGGUGAAGGCAGUCACGCUCACCCCAAAGCUGGCUCUCCAUAUCCGUGCCAUUGAUUCCUACACUGACCAGUUUGGUAGGAAAAGGCAUGUAGGGGAUGAAUGGCUGGUAACUGACGAGGACACUGAAUGCUACAUCCCUGACGUCACUGAGGAGGUGGUGAAGGUGGUGCGGUUGACGGUGCUCAAACCCAGGCAGUACUGUGUGGUGGUUGAUGCAGUCGGGAAAGAUGGACGCCCGCAGCUCGGUCACAGGGAGCUCCGCUGCGGACCACUCACCUUCUUCCUCCAACCAGGAGAGCGUCUGGAGUCGGGGAUCAAGAACGCGCUGCUCCUGCAAUCAGAUGAGGCGAUUGUCGUCACUGCACAGGAAGAGUUAGACGACAUACUGCCAAACGGUAAGAAAGUCCACCGCAGUCCUGGGGACCGGUGGAUGUUGAAUGGACCGAUGGACUACAUCCCCCCUAUAGAGGUUGGGGCCUUCCAGACCAGGAAGGCAAUUCCUCUGAAUGAGAAUGAGGGAAUCUAUGUCCGUGACGUUCAGACCGGCCAGGUGAGGAGUGUACUGGGGCCACAGGCUUACAUGUUGAAGGCAAACGAGGAGCUGUUUGAGAAGACACUUGUUCCACUGGUUGAGGAUAUUCUCAAGAAGGGAGGCGGGAUUGGUGACACCAACAUAAGGAAAAUGGCGUAUUUUGAGAGUUUUGUGGACGACUCUUACAAGAAACGUGACAAGACCCGUGUCAUUACAUACCGAUGCCCAAACAAUUGUGCUGUCCAGGUCUAUAACUAUGCUGAGAAGACGGCUCGCGUGGUGUUUGGACCUGACCUGGUUGUCCUGGAUCCCCACGAGACCUUCAACGUCCUGUUUCUCUCAGCUGGCAAGCCCAAGAAGCCAGGGGCCCUCAUUACCAUUUGCCUGAUGCUGGGGCCAGACUUUAUCUCAGACGAGCUUGUGGUGGAGACCUCUGACCAUGCUAGACUCAAGGUGGCUCUGGCCAUGAACAACUACUUCACCGUGAAGUGUGGAGAUGCAGAAUCUGAGGCAAAGUUGUUUUCAGUCCCCGACUUCAUAGGGUUUGCCUGCAGAGAAGUCGCCAGUAAAAUUAGAGGGGCGGUUGCUGGGAUCCCCUUCGAGAAAUUCCACAAGUAUUCGAGCGAGAUCAUUCGUGCCGGCGUGUUUGGUCGCGACGAACACGGGAAGCUGAGAGACCAACUGGUGUUCCCUGCCAACAACCUCGUGAUCACCAAUAUAGAUGUUCAGAGUAUAGAGCCAGUGGACCAGCAGAUGCGAGACAGUCUGUCAAAGUCUGUCCAGAUGGCCAUCGAGAUCUCCACCAAGUCCAUAGAGCGUGCAGCACAGCAUGAGGCCAAGAGGACUGAACAGAAGGCAAAGGGAGAGCUGGAGAGACAAAAGCUACAAAACGAGAAGGAAGCAGAGGAGGCUCGGUGCACUCUGCUAGAGCUGCAGGCGGUGGCUGCGGCUGUGGAGUCUUCGGGCCAGUCAAAGGCAGAGGCACAGGCAAGAGCUGAGAGACUGCUCAUUGAGGGACAGAGUGCUAUUGAAUGUGAGGCAACUCUCACUCCCCCACUCUCCUAAUGUGUACCACCUCGCUCAAAGCCCACAGCAAAUAGUCUCAUAAUAUGCAAUUGUUACUCUGCUGUCCUCCUGAAGGGCUUAACCUGCUGCGUGGGUGAGGAAGGCAUUGUGCUCACUUUAGUAUAGUACAGUUUGCACCUGCUCGGUGGAUUAAUCCACGUUUUGUGUGUGGGUCGUUUCGGUGAAAAGAGGGUGGUGCGGGUCAGAACAAGGAAAGCUGUAAUCUGCACACUACCAGUGUUUCUAGUGUUUACCGGUGUAGCAUGUGUGCACAUCAAGUGAGGGUCUUUUCAAUCGCCCCUGUAUUCUUACAUCGACAUUACUCUCCACAUGCCAAUAUACGUACGUAAGUAGUUUAUGAGGUGGUUCACUGCCUGCCCCUGUAAGAAUGAGUGAUAAUAAAUGCUGAGCAGCUAAGGAGCUAAGGUGAUAGUAUGAGAGUAGCCAGAUCUGCUGUUGCCAUGCCAGGCUGAAGUCAAGGGUUGCAGUUGAUGUGAG